CGCGGACUACAACUCCCAGCGGCCCCCACGGCCGCGCCUGCGCACUGGCCACGCGGACGGCGCGAUGGCGGCGGCUGCCGCCGAGACCCCCGAAGUCCUUCGGAAAUGCGGUUGCAAGGGCAUCCGGACCUGUCUGAUCUGCGAGCGGCAGCGCGGCGGUGACCCGCCCUGGGAGCUGCCCCCAGCGAAAACAUCCCGUUUCAUUUACUGCUCCGACACCAGCUGGGCCGUGGGCGCAGAGGAGUCUGACUUUGAGGGCUGGGCCUUCCCCUUCCCAGGAGUGAUGCUGAUCGAGGACUUUGUGACCCGGGAGGAAGAAGCCGAGUUGGUGCGGCUCAUGGACCGUGACCCCUGGAAGCUCUCCCAGUCUGGACGGAGGAAGCAGGACUAUGGCCCCAAAGUCAACUUUCGGAAACAGAAGCUAAAGACCGAGAGCUUCUGCGGCCUCCCCAGCUUCAGCCGGGAGGUGGUGCGGAGGAUGGGCCUCUACCCGGGGCUGGAGGGCUUCCGGCCCGUCGAGCAGUGCAACCUGGACUACUGCCCCGAGCGGGGCUCUGCCAUCGACCCCCACCUGGACGACGCCUGGCUGUGGGGGGAGCGGCUGGUCAGCCUCAACCUCCUGUCCCCCACCGUGCUGUCCAUGUGUCGGGAGGCGCCCGGGAGCCUGCUCCUCUGCUCGGCCCCGUCGGCUGCCCCGGAGGCCUUGGUGGACAGCGUGAUAGCACCCAGCCGGUCGGUGCUAUGCCAGGAGGUGGAGGUGGCCAUCCCCUUACCCGCCCGCUCCCUGCUGGUCCUCACCGGGGCGGCACGGCACCAGUGGAAGCAUGCCAUCCACCGCAGACACAUCGAGGCCCGCCGCGUCUGCGUCACUUUCCGGGAGCUGUCGGCUGAGUUUGGCCCUGGAGGGAGGCAGCAAGAGCUGGGCCAGGAACUGCUGCGGAUCGCCCUCUCCUUCCAGGGAAGACCCGUGUGAACCGCCUCCUUGGCUCCAGACUUGACUGAUCCCGGGAUUGAAAUGAGGAGCACAGAACAGGGCCUCCUGCAACUCACGGGGUUUCAAGAGAAGAUGGCUGACCCCUGAUGCUGUGAGCAGUGUGAGCCCUGCCCAGGAGCAGGUUUUGAUGGGAACGUACCUCCAGGCAGCCCCCUUCCACCUGGACUGUGGGCACACUUUUUUGGUUAUUUAGUUUGUCACAGUCUUGGGGACAUGGGAUCAUUUGAGCUUAAAAAAUACUGGGGGCCGGGCACAGUGGCUCACGCCUGUAAUCCUAACACUUUGGGAGGCUGAGGUGGGCGGAUCACUUGAUGCCAGGAGUUCGAGACCAGCCUGGCCAACACGGUGAAAACCCGUCUCUACAAAAACUACAAAAAUUAGCCGGGUGUGGUGACUCGCACCUGUAAUCCCAGCUACUCGGGAGGCUAAGGUGGGAGAAUUGCUUGAACCUGGGAGGCAGAGGUUGCAGUGAGCCAAGAUCACGCCACUGCACUCCAGCCUCGGUGACAGAGCAAGACUGUUUUGAAAAAAAAAAAAAAAAAUGGGAACAUUUUAAAUGA
Molecule: messenger RNA, 1554 nt
Organism: Gorilla gorilla gorilla (western lowland gorilla)
Lineage: Eukaryota; Metazoa; Chordata; Mammalia; Primates; Hominidae
Gene: ALKBH4
Product: alkB homolog 4, lysine demethylase
Exons: 3
Coding region: 65-973 (302 amino acids)
Biological process (GO): protein demethylation; actomyosin structure organization
Cellular component (GO): midbody; contractile ring
Molecular function (GO): actin binding; demethylase activity; oxidoreductase activity
Source: RefSeq, a predicted model, not a curated record